AUGAUUUUUUGCUGUCGGCUUCUUUCUGACGCUUGUGACGGCGGUCCUCUUUGUUGGACCAAGACCAGAUCUCGUUUCUACUAUCACUUAUCCACAUAUCAUCUGCCAAGUGGUUUCGCAGUCUUUUUCUCCACACGGUCACUCAAAAUUAUUUGCGUUGUCAUCCGGUUUUGACGGUUCUCACGCGAUUGCGAAUACGAUGGCGCAAUCCUCCCCGGAGGCGUUUUUGCUUCAAAUUUCACCAAAUGACCUUUUUGAUUUUUUCUUGUGCAGAUUCCUGUUUGAAGAUCGAAGUAAUCGUAAAAUAUGGCUUGUCUUUCAUCUCUGAAAAAUUGACAUACAUUUUGACGAUCUCUUUUUUUUCGCUUUCCGAGAUAUGAACUUUUCAAAGCAUAUGAGCAGUAAAAAAGUAGGGUUUGCUGUGAAAGCAAUACCGUGGAGAGCGUUGUGCAUCGAGCGGUAUUCUUGAAAAUGUAUAGAAACUUUUUUUCAGAUCUUGGCACACUCAAAAAUUAAAAUUCAGCCUUCAUCCCUUCUUCAAGAAUCUUCUUUCAAAGUUUAUUCGUUUAUUAACCGUUUUUUAUGAAUUCUGAACGUUUCUGCCGAAGAGCUAGGUUUUCCUCUCAACUCUUCGGUGAGCUGUCACUAGUUUCGUUUCAAAACUCGAAACACGUGUUCUGAACGUCUCUGGUUGCCACAAAGGAACUUGGUCGAUCGUGUCGAGAAGCAACGUCAGACGGACGACUCCUAAUUGGCAGCGAUUGGGCGAGCUUCUGCCGAUUGUUCAGCCCGGAUUACAGAGGUCCGCGAUGGUUUACAGCGACAAGACAAGGUCACGAAUCACGACGGCCAUUCCAAAGAGGUCCCUAAUCUCUUUUGUCCUCUUGAGUAACUUGUUCUGUUGCAGUAAUGUUAUUUGUUCACUUCUGAACCCUUUAAGUAUUACUAAGUCCAGUACCAACAAAAUAUAAUUCAUGCAAAUCUCGUAAAUACCAAAACGCACAUCGCGCCGUUCAUACACCGAGCCUCAAAAAAGUUUCGCUACGUUUUCACCGGCGCUGAAUCCGCAUUAGCAACAAGUGAAUAUCUCGUCCAUGCAGUUUCCCUACCGUUUUCACUGGCUUUCGCUGAUUUCCACAGGGGGAUUCGUUUUUCUUUUCUCGCUAUCGGGUUGGGAUUUUUUCUCACGACUCUUUUCAAAUGCUUUAAUUUUCAUAAUCAUGCUUGCUGUUUUUGAAAUUGUUUCUUAGGAGUUUUUGUUUUCUUUUCAAGCUUUAGACUGCGUUUAGAUACAGGUGAAGAUAUUGAAAUAUCAGACUUUAAUAGGAGUUAAUGUUCGAUUUGAGCUCCGAAAUUUUAACCUCGUUUUUUCCAAGCUUCUUCUAUCUGGACUGACAUUUCAAAGAUGUCUAAAGUAUUACAUUUUUUUAAACCUACUGGGAAUCUGAUUUUUUAACGACGCGUUUUCAAAGAAUGCGAAGUAAAUUCACUCUCUGCUUCCCACGGCCAUUCACAGGUAGCUUUGUGGAACGCCGUGGGAAAAUAAAAUCAAAUCACAUCGUUUUACGAGCACCGAUGUUCACCCGAAGCGCCAGAACGACUCGUUCUUAGCCGCUGCAGUGAUUUAUCGUCAAAUUCUUCGAAGGAACCAUUCAUAAAAGCAUUGAUUGUAUUUCCUUGAUCAAAUGUAUCAUACUCAAAGCUUUUCUGUUUUUUUAAUCAUCGAAAAAGAAGCUUAAAAAACUUUGCCACUUAAAACUUUUAUGCCCCUUCAUAGGCAAAGUCGGAAGGACCCUCCGAGGGUCCAUAAAGGACCAUAGAAAUGUUCCUUUUAGGGUGAUGAAGGCUCUCUUUUUGCUGCCUUUUUGCUCCAUUUUCUCAGCCCUUAUGCACCAUUUUUGCUGCCUCUCCCUUUCUCCACCAUUUCUCGAGCCUUUAAAAUCCCAGAAAAAUGGAAGGCUCGUUAAAGGGAGUCUCUUUGCUGCCUUUCGCUGCCUUUUUGCUGCCGUUCGCUGCCUUUUUGCUGCCUUUCUGCGGCCUUUUCUGAGCCUCUCCCUUUUAGCAGCCAUUAUCCACCAUUCCGACUUUGCCCGAGUUCUAGGAAAUUUAGAAAAUUCCCAGUAAUGCUAAUCUUCCGAUCAGCACUUUCAUCGAUAUUUCAGGUUGGAAAAAUCUAAAAAAAAUAGAAUAGGCGGAGUUUCGGCACUAUGAGAUAGUCGCUUUUUUCCUGGGUGGUCGUUCUCAGCGCGUGCCUUUUGUAAUAUCCCGACUCUUUCACACGUUCUCUAUCAUGCAAUUUUUUCCUAUAAAGCCGUCAGAUGUCGCAAUUUUUCUCUUGAAAUAAUGUUUUGCCUUAGUAGAGGUCUCAUAUAGAGCAAAGGUUCUGAAAAAAAAAUUAUUAUCUUUUCUCUGACGUCCUGAAAAAAACUUGCAUUGAUAAUUCUUCAAAAGAAUUUAUUCUGGAUCGAUUCAACUCAUUCCGUCAUCAGUCCUUUUUUCAAUUCAUUCAGAUCAGGGUGGACUUCACAGGUUCGCAUAAAAACUAUCAUUUCAUCAAAGUUUUUCUUAGAUUCGAAACAGGUUGAAUGAGUCGUACCCUUGUUCAUCGCGGUCCAUCUGAGAGCAUCAAAGAAACGCAUAAAUACAUGUGGCGGCUCUUCUGCGUGUGUAAAACACACAAACACGCCUCUUCAGCUUUUCCUUACAACGAAAUCAAGCCGUGGCGAUUAAUUGCGGGCUCAUUUUGCCGCAAGUUUCCUCUUUUUUUCAAUAUGACCAGAGGAGACAGUUGAAAUACUUUUUGACAGAAAAAACCUCAAAAAAAAGAAAAACGUAGGAAAAUUUUACUCCUACCGGCUGUUUCAAAGUUUCGCGCGUCAAAAGUCUGAAAUUGAAACCACAUGUGACGAAAAAAAGCUCUCUUCUCAAGUUUUUGCACAGAGAUAGCUGCAAUAAACUUUCUCUAGACUACAAAACGAGAAGGCAAAAAAUAUUUUUUUUUAUCUUUUGAUGUUUUCAAACUUUCUCCGGAUUCACGUGGUUGUAAUUUUAAAAAAUUGAGAAAAUGAGAGAAACUCGCAAAAAAGUUAACCUUUAGAUGUCCAUUGGAAACGUUUUUUUUUGCAUUUUAUCUUACGGGUUGUUGCAAUAAAGAAUUUUCCGGUCACCGAGUUGAGUAAUGCGCCGAGUGAUUCAGCAAACAAUGGAUAUUGACAAUCUUCCCCCGCUUUUUUUCAUCCCGCCGAGAUCAUUUUCGAAUUCUGAAAGUAGAAAAAAGAAGCAAAAAACGUCAAAUCUGCCAAGCACCUUCGUCUUUCAUUUAUAUCCAUAUGCCGUGUUUGAUUGACUCGCCGCAGCUUUUCUUUCAUCUUCUCGUCAAGAUUUCGAGUUUUUGUCUCGUCUCUACUCUGUCCGCUGUUCAGUGCUGAACAUCUAACUACUUGCAAAAAAGAACAGUAAACCUUUUUUUUACGUCUUUUAAUUUAAUUUCAUAGCUCCUGCUGCUUAAAGGUGAACACAUGCUUUUAAGUUAAGGCUUGAAAAUUCUCACCAACUUUCUAAACACCUACCAAACAGAGAAACACUUUUUAAAUAUAAAACGUUUCCGAAUUAAUGAUCUCUCUUGGCAGUUCUGAAAACUUCUUCAGCUGUGAAACAUAAUUUUUUAGCCAAAUUUUCAAGUCCAUAAAUCUUUGAAGCUGCCGAAGCGGCAAUAAAGUCUUUGUUUGGAAGCUGCCGCGUUCUUUUCGAAUACUUCUGAUCUUUCCUUCAACCUUUCUUCUGGGAUCUGUCGACUAUAUUUUCUUCCGAUAUAUCAAUUUUCGUGUGACGAGUGAUAGUUCAAUUUAAAUCGAUAUGAGAUCAGAAGAAUUCCGAUUUUCACACCUCAAAACUGGCUUGAGACGAUUGAAGCUCGUUUAUUUUACAAAUUUGCCACUGGGAAAAACGCAUUUGUUUGCGUUGGGUCGAACUUGCAAGCGACAGAUUAGCGGCUUGAGAAACACUGUGCAUGUUUUAUUUAUUUAUUUCCCUCAAACAAUUUUUUCUGUAAAAUGUCUUCUCGAUUCUUUUUAGUUUUGUUUUUGAAUCAUUUUGAAUUAUAUCUGGUGAUGAUAAUCCGCGGUCUCUAGUCCUGUACUAUCUGCUGAAUAUGACAGAAACAUUCUACCAGAAUGAUAUAAGUCUUUUUAAAUAUCAAACUACUUUUAAAAUCUAGGAUCAGCCGACCGAAAUUUCAAGACUUCUUCUCAGGUUUUUUUUUGGUUUUUCGAAGUUGUAGGAAAGAUUCGAAAAUCAAAAGAGAGGGAAAUUCUUUUGCAAAUCCAAGUUCUGAGCUCUGACAAACCGCUUCUGAGGAGUUCAUUAAAAGGUAUAUAUUCUUAAAGUUACCAACAAAAACCAGGUAUUCAUUUUCCCAGUUGUAAUCGAAAUUUCCGGCCAUUUAAAAAGGCGUUUUCUUCAGCUGGGCGUGGAAAAUCCAUGCAAAAACCCCUUUACUGGAGUCCGAUUUCAUCUGGAAGAAAUCCGGCGAUGGCUCCUUUCCUUCGUCUUUUUAUUCUCACUUCUCAUUCGUCAUCUCUGUCUUUACUAUCCGUCUGUCAGAUCAAUUAUUCGAUUUCAAGAAGAACUCUUUUUGGAAGAUUUUGUGCCUAACUUUUCUCAAUUUGAUCCAGUUCAACUUAAAAAGCACCGUUUUUUUAGAGCUUUGUUAAACAAAAGAAGUGGAAAAUAUUCAAACUUCCUAGUGAAAAUCUAAGGUUUUUAGAGACAGUAAUGUACGAAAAUUUCUACGAACAAACAAAAUUUUCGAUAAAUCUUUGAAGAAAUAUCAAAAAUUAGCAUAUUUUUCAAAAGUUUGAGUUUCUUUGAUACUGGCCAUUUAAUAUUUUCACCAACAUUCCAAAUAUCCUGCACAUUUAGUUGAGCUCGGAGUCCAGAAAGACUCUACUGACCAAAAUACUAUUUCCUUUUCAAACUACUUCCUGGUCAUUUUUUUAAGUUCUGAUUUUUGUAAACAGUAAGAAGGAAUUAUAACUGGUGUAAAAAUUUGAUUUCUUGUUUUACAUGAGAUUCGAAUAGGUCAGGAGCGUUUCUCAACGCCUUCGAACGCCACAACCCACAAGACGAGGCACUAUUUUGCGGAUUCGAAGUUUUUUGACGAGUAAAAAGACAAAUGAGCGUUACCUGAAGCUCAUUUUCGAACUGCGUGUCGGCUAGAUCUGUCGAACGCGUUUUGCCGGGCCGAAACCUGGUACUCGACGCUUCGUGUUUCUGCAGCGCCACUUCACCUUUCACAAGAGCCGUUAUGACUUUCUGCGUUACCUUCCUCCGCGCAUCUCGACUCGUCAAGUAUUUUUCAUCCUCUUCCAGUUUCUUCUUUUUUCGACCGUCCAUGUAGCCUGUAUCCAUGAACCACCUGUUUAGGAAUUCAAUCGUUCUUUUUUUCGUUGGAAGUUUCUUCCAAGACAACGGUUCAUCAUGAUUUCAGAGGCAACCAGACGAUGUCGGACGCCUCGGGCGGAUGGAACCAAGGCCGGAGGCAGUACCGUUCAGUCGCUUUUGGGACCUGGAAAGUUGGCGGCGCCAGACAAAUGACGUCCUCGCGGAAUGAUUCCGAAAAAGGGAAAAAUCUGGAUGGCGGGUAAAAAUUAUUUUUCGGAAACAGAUUCAAUUGAGUUUUUGAAAAUCUUUUUCCGACUAAUCUCAUUCCCGUGAACUCCAAAAAUAUGUCCUCAAAACUUCAUUAUCUUUUUCACUUAGUUUUACCCCUAGAUAUAUGACCAGUCUGCGUCCCUUUUCCCUCACCGCCGAGGUCAGAGUAACAUGGAAAUAGCACGUUUACACGAGAGCGUCGCCGAGAGAACAAGGGUGCAGAGAAAUUCGGCUGAUUAAUGAUGUGGCGAAUUUGAAAUAACUAUUAUAGUCAAUCCAUCCCGACUUGAAAGGCGAGGAAGGCAGAGAAGAGGGCGAGACGCGUAGCGUGCGCGUUCGCGGUUCUUGGCACGAGUUCAAUUCAACCGCCAGCGACUAUUUGGAGAGCUCGUUUAUCGCUAUUUCUGUAUCUAUUAUACUGUUUUUUAAUGUACAAAUGAAAAAAAAAAGAUAAAUAAUCACAAAAUGAAUGAAAAAAAAAAUCGAUAAACAAGCUCUCCAAAUAGUUACUGGCGCUUGGAUUGAACUCGUACCAAACGCGCACGCUACGCGUCCCGCCCCCUUAUUCGCGUCCCUCGCCUUUCAGGUCGGGAAAAGUGGACUACAAUCAAUUUCAAUUAUUUUGAAUGUUUAAUAUGGAUCUUUACUAAAAGUAUAAUCUUUAUACUUAUGAAGUAGUGGUUUGGAAACUUUGAAUCUUUAACGGAACUCGUUUUUUUUUUUCAAAAUUUUCGAAUUUAAUACUUCAUGCUAUAGUCAAUGUUUCCCGACUUGAAAGGCGAGAGAGGCGGGGCAGUGAUUGGGACGCGUAGCGUGUGCGUUCGCCGUCCUUUCCACGUGUUCAAUUCAACCGCCAUCGACUCUUUAAAAAUCCCGUUUUUCGUUCUUUUCAUUCCUUUUUCAAUUAUUUAUUGAUUAUGUUCAUGUGUGCAUCAAAAAAUAGUAGAAAACAUUGAAAAAGAGCGGUUGCCGAGUUUUUUAAAUAGUCGGCGGCAAUUGAAUUGAACUAGUGCCAAGAACCGCCUGCGCACACGCUACGCGUCCCGCCCCUUGCCCCGCCUCCUUUGCCUUUCAAGUCGGGAAACAUUGACUAUACCCCUUAGCUGAUACAGUAAAACGUUAGCAACCGGCUUCAUCAGUUGACUUUUGACGUAAUAACUUUUAGUGCGGAGUUAAAGUUGUAGAUCUGAAUCAAGAUUUUUUAUUUUUGGCGGCGAUUUUUCUAAUGUUGGAAAUCACUUCAAAAAAUGAAAGAAACGAGCUUUUCAUACCUCUAGGUAUGAAAUUGUGAUUAACCUUGUGGACAAGAGAAAAAUUUCUCAACAGUUCUGCUACCUUCCCACGUUUUAGUUGAUCCUAAAAGCGCUGCGCAGAUCAACGUUUUCUUCCAGUUUUUUGAUGAAAAAAAGAAGGUUUCCGUUUUUAAGCUGUUUUGACAUCCUUAAGAGUCCGUAUUCUUCGAAAAGGGCCUGAGUAUUCUUUUUCACCAAGUGUGUUACUUAUUCCGAAAAAUAGCAUACCCGACAGUGUGUAGAAGUAAAUUGGCGGAGGAAAACUUGCCCUCGCGCCAAUUUCGCCGCCAACCGUCAGCCUCUAAUGGCUUCUAGCCUUCUUAUAACUUUUUUCUUUUCGUUGAAUUGUCAUUUUUUGUUUUUGAAGUGAGCCAAGGCUGACCGUUGCAAUUUGUUAGUUUUGCGAGGCUCAGUCUGGGGACUCGGCAAUUAACUCAAUUCGACGCCACCAAAUCCGAAGGAACACUGGGGAGUCGCGUUCCAUCAAAGCGUUUGACGUUUUGAGCGAUCGCCGAUUUCUCGCGGCCUUUGCCUUUUAUGCUAAUUCGCGUCAGUCUUUUCGGAUUUUCUGAAGCACCUUCUCCGUUUUUCGUUCUCAAGCCUUUUUUCGUGAUUUAGAAUUUGAAUCUACACUCUUUAUCAUGAUUGGAGAUGAAGUUCAAUUGAGGGUUUUUUCAAAAGAAUUAGAGAAGUCGGUAAACCUACCACACUUUUGAUAAAUUUUUUAAAAUCCCGAAAUGUUUUAGAUGUCUCAGGUGCCACAUUCUUGAAAACUGUGGUUUCGCGGUUUUUAUUCAGACUCCGCAAGAAAUUUUUUUUUAAUCUACUAAUUCCUUAGGAAAAAGUUGAUUUUGAGCCAAAAAACUCCGCCGCACCUCCCUCAAACAAAGAUUGUUUGUGUUUUUUUUUUCAUCGCAACUGGUUUGAAUUGACCUCUGAGCAUGAAGUGAAGCAGCGAACAACUUCUCUCACGUUCAUUUUCUGAAGCUUCCAAGUUCAUACCUGUACUCGAUGGGGACGGCGAAGCACGAUUUGGUGGCAACAUCCACAACCAGUGUGGCUAAUUGCCUUUCCAUCGCUUCCCAUUCAUUUCGGCCGUCAAAUCGUCGGUUUUCAUGGCCGGCCCUCUGCUCAUUUGUCACGUUUCGGACCUCCCGCCGCUCUUUUUUUCCGCAUGAAAGGCGCCACUUUUUUGAUUUUUACAGUGUCGGGCAGUGGUGCAAAAGUAUCAAUCUAAUCAAAUCAGCAAUUUUCAGUCUCGCCCGAAAAAUUCUUGAAAAACAUGAAACUGUAAGAAUCUAAAGACAGUUUCGAAAAAGUAGACCAAUCUUCAUAAGCUCCAGCUGAUUAAAUGAAGAGCAGAUUUUUAAUUUUCCCUUUCUAGUUUUUUUUUAAAGCUGUUUGCUGUUUGGAACUUCUUGAGGAGACUUAUAAUCACGAAAACCAAUUUAUUUGAAAUCUUAUAAUCACGAAAACCAAUUUAUUUGAAAUCGCAUUAAAAUUUGAGCUGAUCCAUCGGAGUCUCAUUUUGUUACAGCAAAAAACUUGAAUUUCUUUUUCAAUCAAACUGACCACGUCAACGUUUGAAUGGAGUCAGAGAGAGCCAAUGAUGCGCAACGAAUAAAUGUGACUGACGAAAACCUUUUCAGUUUGAAAUUGACCCGGAAAAUAAGUGAGGGUAAAUAAAUGAAGCGAGAGAUGCCAUAUGGAACCGUGUUCACGUUUCAGGCCAUAUAGAGCCACAUGCUCCCGAUUUCCGCAGAUUUUUCGCGCACCGGUCUCAAUUUCGGUCUCUUAUUGGUCGAAAUCGUCGAUUAUUUAACAUUUUAUUUUAAAAUGACAACAAGAGAUAAUUUAGAGAAUACUUUCAAUUUUUUUAGAGAUGUAACUUUUUCUUUUCUCUGUAUUUUAACAAUUUUGUACACGUAAACUGCGGGUCAAACGGAAAAGGUCAUUCAUCCUUCAAGUUUUUUUUUUUCGCAAAAAUGAUUAAAGUACAUGUUAGUUUGCCUUGUCAAACUAAUCUGGCCCUUCUUUCAUGAAAACUUUGUCACCACACUAUAUGCGUAUGAGUGGAAGUCAGAGAAAAGACACAACUUCUUUUUUUUUUCAAAUAUUUGUGCUUCCGUAUAUAGAAAUAGCGGAAAAAAACACUUGAAACAAAAAAAGCAAAUUUUAAAUUAUUGAAAUGAUGUUCUUGUUCUUUUUCUCUUUUUCUGACGAAACCCGCAUCAUAACGUUUGAAAAAGUUUUUAAUCCAACGAAAUCCCGAGGUUAUCAGGCGGCAGUCUGGCGGGGUCCUUCAAAGGCCUCUCCUUUUUUGGGCCACUCGUGUUCGCUCAAUUGUGUUGACACAUUUCGGUCACUUGCUCGGAUUAUCCAUUCCAAACACUGAAUUCGCGUCUUCAAGGCUCCAACCAGAGCAAAUACAAACUCUGCGUGUCUACUACUGUUUUGUCUGGUUCCAGUCACCCUCCAUUUGAAUUAUUUCACAAUAGAAACUGUUUUCAGAAGUUUAUAUAAAAAUAAUUUAUUCAAAAAUUUUUUUCCUACUUCUGAGGAAUUUUUUAAACGAUUUUUUCUUUUUCAAAGUAAAACCUUUCGGAGCAUUUUUUGCUCUAGGUGAGCAGGAACUAUCUGUUUUGAGUGCUAUCUUGCAGCCAAAUUCGUUCAUCUCUCAAAAAAUGUCUUUUGAAGAGCCUUUUUAAAUAAAAUAACGGAUAUCAAAUUAUGAAGCUGUUCUCAUUUUACUUUCUUUGCUAAACUUUAGUUUGUAGCUUCCUGGGAAAAUCAAAGAUCCCAUUCAAUCGGAAUGGAGAGAGCUCAGUAUAUAAAUAAAAAGUCGAAAACCCAAGGCAUGUGUCGGGCUGUUUUCAUGCUCCACUUCUCACAUCUCUUCCGUUUCACACGUGCUUUUAUUUUGUUCUAUACGUUCAUUCAUAAAACGACAAUAAAAUAUAAGUAUAUAUGAUUCACACCACCACUUUUUUUUUCUCAAAUUGGACCUGCUUUUCCGAAUUUUAAGCACUUUCUUUCCGUUUCUAGCUUUUCACACUUCCGGCUUCGAUUCGCAUUUUUAUGGGCCAGUCGUAUGAAACAAAGUGUCGUUUAAGCAAAUAUUCUGUUUUCAUUCGUGUUUCAGGCGUUUCAGAGCUCUCAGUUUUUCUUCCAAUAAGCUUAGUUUUUUUUUCAUUAAAUUUGUUAUCAAUUUCACUGAUAAGGGAGUUCAUAAAUCAUCUUUACUUAAAAUUAUUCUUUGGAAAUGAAAAAAAAAACUUUUCGUGUGUAUCUUAUCUUAUUUUUGGAACGACGGCUUUUUUUUUGGCUUGCGCGUUUAGAACGUCAAAAAUUCCCGUUUGCUAUUUGAAAGCUGUCAAGAACAGAGCGCGAACCGCAGAAAAGGUAUUUCAAUUCAAAGCUUUGGUCUCCUUCUUGAUACAGUUUAUCCAUUUUUGAUUUUAAAACUUUUACUUUUCGGACAGUCUGGGCGAUUAAAGACCUUCCAUAGUGUUCCUCUCUAAGGAGGAGAAAAGUUGUCGCGAAGUUAGUAUUGAGUCGAAUACUUGAUUAAAUACUUCAAUUAUUCAUCAAAAAAAUAGUUUAAUAUGUUUUUUCGGUCAUAGAUUUUAUCGAAAUUUAAACAUCAAAUGAUGUUAAUAUCAAAAAUCACAGUUUUUCUAGCGUCAACUUUGUUGCUUGCGGACUCGACAUAAUAGUCGACGACAGUCUUGAAAAGUUAAUUGACUCACUAGUCAGGCACUGGUGCGCGCACGCGCGGGGGUACUGAUUCUUUUUUUCGCUUUUUUUCCACUGAAAUAAGGUUUUUGAAAUAUAUUUUUAUAUAUUUUUGUGAUAUCACCCAGUGCCCCUGCUCACGUUUUAAAGUUGUUCCGAGCACUUUCGAAGAAAUUUAUGAAAAAAAGUUGCCAAGUGAAACUUUGAUAUUUCACAUUUUUGUGCAAUCUAAUAAACUGGUGCAAAGCAAUGUUAAGAGAUGAACAGACAUGAAAAAUAUUAAAUUUAUAACUUUUCAAUUAGUUAAAAAGCUAAAAAACAAAAGAGACACCCCGCGCGUGCGCGCAGCAGGCGGCGCGCAUGCGCACUUUUGGCAACAAACACGCGCCGUCAGUGCCUGAGCGAGUUCAGACGACACGGUGUUCCGCGCAAUGAAAAAAAAUGCGAAAUUUUGGGUCCCAGCGGCAUAUUAUCCGUGGCGCAUUAUUGCGCCCUUCUCAUCGUUUCUGAUGCAAAAAUUGAAUUUCUUCACUUUUUUCAUUGGUUUUUUACUUUUUUCUAUUUCUUGCAUUUAUGUAAUCCGCCUCUCUAUGGGUACAUCUUGUGGAGCUUUAAAUUGCGCAUUUUUUUCUAAACCGGUUUCAGAUCUUUAACUUUUCUUCUCAAAAGAGCUGAAGAUUUUUUUCUGAAAAGUCCUAAUUUUUUUCAAAAAUUUUUGAAAUCUGUUUCGCGACAUGAAAAAGAGUCACUCUAUUUCGGAAACUAUAGUUUUUUUAAUUUAAUCAGUUAAUAAUAAAAAAAGUUAUUAUCUAGUUCCUUUGACGUAGUUUAAAAACCGGUUUCGUGUAAAUUAGAGCCAAAUUGAAUUUGCUGAUGCAGUUUAAUGAUUUUGAUAUAUGAAUCAUCUAAAUUAUAUAUUUUUUUCUAGUUUUUUUGAUGGUUUUUUUCGGAUUAGACAAAAAAAUUUCGCCAUACGAGGUUUUUUCUAAAAAUUUCUUAUUCAAUGGGAGCUGAUUCACCUUCAUAUUAUUUUUUGUUUUUACUUUGUAAUCAGUAAUUUAGAGUUUUCCCCUUUCGAAAUCGUUCCCAAAUGUUUUUUAACGUAAGUGAAUGUUUUUUCCACAUCAUAUUCUUCAAACUGACAAAUUCCGAACAUUUCAGGAGCUAUUAUCCUGAAAUCGCAAAUUCUAAAAUUGAAAAAAAAACAUUUUGAGUAUGCGAUAUUGCGUCUCGGUGUGCUUACACCCUAAGCAUCAUAAUUUACGAAAAGUCUUGACCUUGCGUAUUGAAAAAACACCGUGACGAAUACUUUUUCCUGCACAAAGAGAAAUUUUCUGUCAUGCCGUGCAAAGUAAUUCCGCAAAAUCCAAAACAGAGGAGAAAAAAAAAGGUAACCGAAUUAUCGAGGGUCAGAGAUAAUUUUGCAUUUCCCGGAAAUUACUUUGAACACGGCAUUAUCAUUUAAAAAAUCGAUCUCAAGACGUUGCGUUUGUCCCAUUGCAUGUGCCACCAGAAAAUCCCUAUCAAAUUUUAACUUGAUGAUUAUGAGCUUGAGCUUUGCCAAACAAUAUUUCUCAUGCGGUUUUGCUAUUCCGCUGCCUAUAUCCUCUCAACAGUGGCACUUCAGAUGGGCAAACACACACGCAACUUGCAACCAAUUUGCGUUUUCUCGUGUCUUCCUUUCGAUUAUUUUCUUUUUUGUUCUCGGAGCUCCCAUGUAAAUGAUAAACUAAUUUUCUUCAGCUGUUUUUUCAUCACUAGUUUCUUCUGAACUGUAAUUUUACUGUUGAGUGUUAAAUAGUUUUUAUCUUUUCAGAUUCUUCAUCUCCAAGCUUACUUUUUCUUUAAAUGGGUUAGAAGAGAAGUUUGUCGUUUUCACGAGUGUCUUUUUCUCAAAAUACUAAUGGGCCAGUCAUAGAGAACAUUCUUCCACUUGGCUCAUAUCAAAUUUCCGUAUUUGUGUGACCCAGGCAUCCUACAUCGUUUUCUAUUCAUUUUCGUUUUACUGCUCUGAUCUUUUUUCUCCUUCGGUAUAUUUUCCACACUCCAAACUUUCGAGAGAGAAGAGAAAAUUGUAGAAAUGCGAAACAAAAGAAAGUUUUCCACGUUUAUAAAAUUUUUAUUUCUCCUUUUUGAAAAAAACGUCAAAAGAAAAAAAAAACGUUAAUCAUGUGGUUGUCCGCAAUUGGAAGAGAUAGAGGAAGUUUCAUAUUGCGCUUUAGUAUUAUUUCUAAAUAAAAAAAACCACUUUGAAACAUAAUUUUUCAACUAUUUCGCAAGUGUAAGUACUCCAAACAACACGUGUUUUGGUUGCCUGGGAAGACGUUCCAAUAUAACCUUAUCAUGAGACCAGCUGCUCGAUAAGAUGAAUUCUCUAUCAGUGAAUCUACUUUUGCUUCUUUUCAGAACCGCUGCCUUCAAUUACGCCGGAAGUCAGUUCAAUACGAUUGACGUGAGGCCGCCCAAGAAGCGACCGUUGCUCGACGUCGACAGAAACAGCCGUCUGGGCGAGAGCAGUCCCAAUCUUUCGCGGAUCGUUCACCACACUCAGACCACCCUUUCGCUCGGUCGGUUCACAAGAAAAACUGAAAUCUUACUGGAAGUCUGAUCUGUACUGCUUUGAAAAAAAUUCAUGGCCUUAGCUCGGGCAGAAAAAAUUUUAUCAUGUGUGCGUUCGUAAUGGCUAUCACCUUUUUUUUCGAUAAAAUGAAAAAGAAUCCGAUUUCCUCACACCAAAAGAAAAAUGAUUGGACACCAUUCUCAAAUAUUCCUUUUGCUCUACCUCUGACAACAGAUCAUUUCCUUCAUUUUCCUUUAUCUUUCCCAUCAAUCUCCAACUCCUUAUAAUGAUAAUUUUUAUCUUUUUCUUCUUGAAUUUAAAUUAUUUUUUCAUAAAUUAUACCUAGGUUUUUCGCAAGCGAUUCCUAAAGAUUCUCCAGAUUACCGACUGCAAAAGGAAAAAAUUCUGAGUAUUUGUUCACAUCUAAGCCGUCAGUUUUGAAGUUCCAAAACGUCUGAGUUUAUAAAAAAAUUGUCGUUUUCAAGUUUUCCUGAAAAUCUUUGAUCUAUUUUUGCAAUAUGUAGAAAAAACUCAAAAGUUUCAUUUCAUUCAUAAUAACAAAGAAAGCAUUUCGUUUUUCGGAAUUUCAACGAAAUAUUUGCCUUGCUUUUUUCAAAAUUGUACCGGUUAAAAUAAAAUUUGACUUUGCGGAAACAGAAGAAUCAUCAAAUUGUCUUCACUUUUCCUUUUUCAUCUCAAACACUUUCCAGGUCUGCCAAUGAACCACAGGUCCUCGAACAUCGACCAGAGACUGGGCAACGCGGCUCAGGACUUCUACUCGAGCUCUGAGUACUGCGAGUAUCUCCAUGAUCAGGGAAACGAAGACUGCGGUGCGCAAUUUUUGGCUUCUUUGGCUUUCAAAACAGAAAAACACGCUUUAGGGAUUCAUUUUUCAUACGAGACUGCGUCAAAAAUCGUUUAGGCUCAUAAAAAUCAUUUCUUGUUUUUCGCUUAGCAGUUUAGUGUAUCAUUUAUGGCGUUCUCAAUGCAGAAAAGGGAAAUUUCCCGAAACUUUCUUAUUGUGCUUCUAAAAUUGCUCUAUAAAUGUGAGCUUUUUUUGAAGUUUUCCUGCUUCCAUUUUAAGAUUCCCUUUCAAAGAUGAAAUCAAUGUUUUCACUAUUUUUUCUGCUUUUUGUCAUUCGUAUCGUCACUGAAUGGUUCUUGAAAAAGCGUCAAGUGUAGGAAAUUUUAAUUUUUUUUUCCUAAAUACAGAAUUUAGGAAAGGUUUAUUUUUUAGCUUAUAUGAACUUUCAAAUUUGGAAAUUCUCACACAGUAGAUGAUUUUCUCAUCUUUUACUUUACAUUAAGUUUGUAUGCGCCUAUCUAGGUUUAGUUCUUCUAAUCGAAACAAAAAUACUUAGGGUUAAGAACGAAAGUUGAAAUGUUGGUUUUUUGUUAGGGCGAAAAAGCGAACGUUUUUUUUUUUAAAUUUGAGAUGAUUUUUUUCUAGCCGUUUUUUUACAAAUCAUGAAAGAUUUAUGUCAAUAUCCAAACAUUUUCGAGUGCAGUAUUUCAUUCGAAGUUAUACUUUUCUUGUUCAGUUCACUUUUUUGAUGCUCUCCACACGGUUAUGGUUAUUUUUGUUGCUUGGUCGGUUCAAACUUCGUUGUUGAAUUAUUUGAAUCAACACUGAAAGAUCUCGUAAUGAUAUAUGUAGCGUUUAAAGCUUCUUUGGAUAUUUCUGCUUCUAGACCGUUUUUUUACUCCUGAUUGUAGUGACCAACUACAUGUAACUACAUAGAUCGUUGGAAUCAGUUUGGACUCCCACGCUCGAAAACCCCGGCUAACUUGUUUUUUUUUGUUCACGUAGAACUCGUGUGCCUACAAAAGACAGCUAAAAAUAAGGUGGCAGGAGAUGGCGCCAAGUUGGUCCAACAGAUUAGGUCGCGUCCGAUUGGGGCUUUCCGAUGGGCCGCGGCUGCUUUGUUUCCACUGAAUUUCGCGUGAGAGAACUGUCUUUUGGAAUGUGUGCUCCUGUCUGUUUUCGUUGUACCUUCGUUCUCCAUAUUCGUCUCUCUUUUUCUUCAACUCUUGAUCAUUUCUGUUGGGUCUUCGAGGUCUAUCAUUGAAAUUUGUUUUUUUUUUUGAAUCAUUUUGCUAUAACAAAGUUUAAAGGUCAACUUUUAAUAAUUUCGCCUCACUUCCGGUCUAUUCACUGUUAGCUGGAAAACGUUUAGGUUUUUUUCAUUGUAAGUUAUAACAGCUAAGAUUCCGGUAGGCAUAGAAAGUUGAUAAUAGGUUUUUUCACUGCAAAUUUUUUUUUCACUCUCACUAAAGAAAAAAAUUUUUCGAAAAGUUCCGCUUGUGAAAUUCAAGUUUUCAGUUUUUUAGCAUCUUGUUUUUUCAAGAAAAAGUGCACUUUUUCUAUUAUCAAUUCAUGAACUUCGGCUAUGAUAUUCGAAGAAACGUCAUCAUUUAGAAAGGAAAUCAGCCUUCUAUUUGUUUGGAGCAUGGUUUUGUGCCGUUCCUCGAGUACUUGGCGACAAAUGGAGACGGCAAGGAUGUACACUUGAAAUGGGAAAAGCGGGAAACAGCGUUCUGGCUUUGGAGCACUUUGAUAACAUGUUUCCUGUCUCUUCGGCCCUUCUUCAGUUAUUUCCUGAAGACCAUAUUCAUUAACAAGUUUUUAUGCUAGAACUGUAUCUCUUCUGUUUUUGGUCUUCCGAGUACCUUUUUUCCGGAAAAAAAUGAUACUAUGGACGGCGCGCGGCCUCUGCCAAAGAAAGGAGACAGGUCCGGUCCGCCGUGUUGACGCUCCCAGCAUGACGUGAGCUCCGUCACGUUCUUUCUCAAUUUUCGACUUUGAACCUUUCAUAUACGUCAGAUUUCUUUCUUCUUUCUGCACAGAAAAAAAUUAAAUUUUUUUUUCCCGAGAAGCCUUUUUUGAAAUAAAAAUUUAAAUAUAACUCCAGGACGAUUAUUUUUGUUGCGAUGACCAUGUGCAAUUCAUUAGAGACACCCCUACCCAUAUGUUCCGUUGUACUCGACUGGCGACCUCCGUUGACCCUCGGCUUCUCCUUUUUUCUUUUCCUGUUUUCGGCUUUCCCCACUUAUUUCGCUCCCUUUCCUGGCAAAAAGAGCUCCCGAAAAAGCCUCCAGGCUUAACCUUCAUUACUUUUCUUCUCCCUUUUGUGAGUGCCGCUUAGUCUUAGUUUCGAGCUUCAGAAAAUGGCAGUGUACUUUACAUAUUUUCUUGUAAUCAAGAUUUACCUGCGAUUUUUAUCUAGUCCCAUUUUUUAAUCUUUCAAUUUGAAGAACUUCAUUAUAGUUUAAACCGUCUUUGAAAGAUUUCUGCUCUGCCCCGGUGGAAAAUAUAUUUUUAGCGAUAAAAAAUCUUUACAAAACGAUUUGGCGUUUGCUGCAAGGAGUUCGUGUAAUUCACCUUCAAUCAUGAAACUGAGAAAACUGUUUUUUUUUUCAGUUUUCAGUUUCUUAUUCUUUCCAGUUUUUGAAUUCAAUGUUUGAAAGAAAAUGUGAUUGGCUUCAAUUUUAUGGUGGUAUAAAAUGAAAACCAGCAAAAUUUCAAGUGGCGAUUUUUCCCAUUUUUUCAUAUCGCUAGUGAACUUUCCGACUUUUUUUUUCUCGAUGACCUCUUUUUUUCGAAUCUUCCUAUUGAAAAUAAGUGAUUGAUUCUUGAUUAAAACACAAAGAAAAUGGAAAAUAAUGUUAAAAGAUAUUUUACAAACCGAAAAAAAUAUAAGAGAAAAAAAGUCGGAAAGUUCCCUAGCGCUAUGAAAAAAAUCGGAAAAGUCGUUGUUCGAAAAUGCGCGGGUUUUUUUUCAUACCACCAAUUUUAUCUGGGAAAUGUUGAAAAACAAGCUUCAGUUGUUUGAGUGGUUACACACGACGAACUUUAGUGCAAGGAAAAUCAGAUUUCUUUAUUCUUGUAUUUUUAAUAAUGUUUUCUUGGCCUGGACAUUUUAAAUUUUCUUUUUCUUCCGAUUGGUCGUGUUUCUCUGUUGGAGGAUAGUAAUUGGCUUCAAUUUGAGCCGCAAAUUCUUUGAAAAUAAGCUGCAAUUUAGUUAUCUACUUCAAAUGUAUGAGUUCUUCGGACUGAAACUGAUGUAGUCAAUUUUUCUGCCCUUAAUCUGAUAUCAUAAAAUACUGGUUUUAUCUUCUUAGAGCUGUUUUAAAUAGAAGUAUUCUGAUUAUCUUUUGCCUUCAAAGCUGUUUUUUCUAAAAGUUAUUUGAUUUUGAGCCCGUCCUUGGACCUGUCGGAUGUUGUUUGUCCUUGAGGUUGAUAAAACUUUUUUUACGCCAGAGUGCGAGUGAAGCCAUAAGUCACCGACAGUUGCGUCGUUGAGGCUCACAAAUCGGGAUCCUCUCGUUUUUCCGUGUCCCUUUUGCCCCUUGGACACACGUUCGUAAUUCGGCCUACCUCCUCAGCUUUUUAUCAACUGCGGUUGGGUCGAAAAAAAAACCAUGGUUAUGGCCUAUCAGUUGACGUAUUUGCUCGCCGAGCCUGACGACAAUGGUGAGUUCCCUUUUCGGCCCAGAAAGAUGUUAGGAAGACAAGUUUUUUUUAUUCUCACCUUUUCAUCUUUAUUUUCCUUUUUCUUUAGUUCUCUUCAGUAAUGAUCGAAUUUAAGCGAAAUAGAUGUACAAAGUAAUAGAAAAUAGUUCAUAACCUUGCACGUUCGCGAAUUUGUAUUUUUAGUUUAAAUUUGCGUUCAUUUGUAAAAAAUAAAAUACAUUCUUUACCAGUUUUCCGAGAGUUUUGGUAGAUUUGAACGGCACCCAUGUACAGAUAGCCAUCUCCAGGACCCUUGACCUCUCGGCUGGGUUCACCGGUCUGCCGCACCUAUUUCCGCUGUAUUUAUGGCCGCAUAACUCUUACGACAUGCGUCCUACGAUUUCUUGCAGUUUUCUGCUCUGUUGCCGAACUUUAUUCUAUUGUUCUUUUCGUCUCUAUUUUUUCUUUUUUCCUCAUUUAUUCUUGAAUUGAGUAGUACUUUUUGAAGGAUCGACCUUGACGGCACAAACGAUGGGAACGAAAACUGACCUAGUCCGAUUUUCGGGCGUGUGGAAGUUUACGCCUUAGCUAUUAGAGCGAGCCUUGGAGUUUUUACCUUUUCUAUUACGAUAACUGUCCUUGACUUUAUAUGGAAUGCAUUUUCCGCUAGUCUUUGGCUGAGAAUCUUUGGUUAAUCGAAGCUAUAAUCAUCUUGUCAAUCACGCGCCUCUUUUUUCGCAUAGAAACAUGCAAUUUAACUUUCCUUUUUUCAUUACAUUUUCUCUCGCUGGUUGUAUUUUUGGGAUCUCCAUGCGCUAAGCAUGCUGCUGUCUGUUUUAAACAAGAGAUCCCUUUUUUUUUUUUGAAAAAAGGUAUCUGGCCGCUCUAGAAAACUCGUGGUUUUGUGCUGGUCAUUUGAAACUUCCCGGUUCCUUUUCGUGAGACGUCUAGCAGCGCAACCUUGCUUUGCUCAUCGUGACAGAGUUUUAUCGUUUCAAUUGUUGGAUUUUCACGGGAACAGAAAAUGGUCCAAAAUUACCAUUAUCAUCGGGAUUAAUUUCAAUCACAAGCUAGGUGCAGAAUCAACAGUUUUAGUACUUUUCAAGUUAGAUUUAUUUUUUCUGCUUGUUUAUGGAUUGGCAGAACACAGACGGUUCUCCGUAGCGUUUCAAUUCAACGAUAGCCUUUUAGGAGAGAGCAGGAGAAUUGCUUCUCAGAUUUCUUGCGAAAACGCAAGCUAGCGCUCUUCAGACGCAUCCGUUCCAAUUUGAUUAUGUCUGAAGAUUCUCACGCCAUGAAACUUUUGUUCAUUAUUAGUCAUUUUGAAAACGUAGUCCAAAAAAGUUUCCAGAUUGCAAAAAUGGGAAGUUUAGAGCUCCGGUGUAAACUCGAGCCAAGUUUUCGCGGCAAGAAGCUGUUUUUUUUUUCAAAAACCAAUUUAAAAUUCUUGAAGUUUCUCCAAUUUCUGUAAUACUUUUUCAUUGCUCCCCGGCUUGAAAACAGAGUUCGUCUUAUGCUAUUUUCCCCUCAGUUGGUAUUAGGCAUAGAAUGAGUAUUUUAGAAAUUGCUGCUAAAUGAAAGGUGUCUAGAAGAAGCUUUGCAGAUUCCUGCAACGGGAACACCAUCUCGGAGCCGAUCCAGGCCAUUUUCCGAGCCUCGAACAACGGCUGCGAACGGCACAAAUCGGUCGACCGGCAGUUGAAACACUCGCUGAGCAGUCGUCGCAAGUCUCGUCGCGACGACGUCGACCGAUCUCAUCACAGGUUUUUUCUUCUUACCAUCCAAAACGAUAUUAGGCAAAAAUAAUGAAGAUGUAUUUCUGUUUCGUUGAUAAAUUGUUUCGCGUGAGGUUUGCAUUUUCAGCUUUCACGCCGGAAAGAGCCUAUUCAUUUUUAUACAGUUGUGGCCCGAAUACUGUCAGUUUUCACGUUUUUAUUUUCAUAGAAUGAUUUGUGGUUUUUGUUCGAGUGCCAGAAUAAAAAACAAGUUGGCAUAUCAGAAAUUGUCGUCAUAGAUUAGUCUUGUUUAUCAGUUCACUGUUAUAAAUAAGUUGCUUGGCAGGUUUUUAUCUAUUUUAUUAUCUUCCAUUAUUUAACUAAGGAGGUCUUUCCACUUUGUACUUUGAAAUUCACUGAAGUUCGGUUUUGGCUUUUCAUUAAAAAAUUUAUUUUCAAGAUAUGUAAGUCUCACCGAAAUUGCCUAUUCAUGUUCUUACAAAUAUAGGAUUUCUGUCACGUUUAGGCAACUUUUGAGGGAAAAUUUCUUGGCCUUGUAAGGUUGUCAGUAGGGAAUCAUCCGCGAUAUUCAACUUUCCUUGGAGAAGUUACCUGUUCGAACCGGCUGUUCAGGUCGCACAGCGCCGGAGCCGACACCAACUUCGCGAUCGCCCACAGUGCGUCGACGUCAGCGAUGAAGCUGACGCGCGCCACGACGGCUCAGCCGACGGAGCACCACGGCUCCAACGUCAAGUUCCUCCGAGCCACCAAAAAAUUCUUCAAGAAAAUCUAUUCCUCGGCAACACUCCCCAAGAAGUCGACCAGUUCGUCCAACGACAACUUCCAGAAAGCCGCCGCUUUUUAUGAAAAUCAGUGCGUUUUUUCCCUGUUUUAUAAUUCAAAGCGUCGCAAUUAUCCCAAUUAAUUGAUUAACUUGUUUAUUUUUCUUUAUUCUCGCGUUUCCGGCCGAAUUUUUGAAGAUUUAAUUUAAAAAGUAUGAAUGAUUUUUUUUGAGAAAGAAGUUUUUGAAAAAAAGGAGAAAAAAAGACAAAGAUUGACUUUUUUUCUUAUAAUAUUCAAGCAAGUUGAUCAGAGCACCUUUAUGUACCUCUCCCAAAGAAAAAGUCUCAGAAAAAAAUUUGAGUGUCUUGGGAAGAUUAAAAUGUUUAAUUUCUUCAUCUGUGACAUUGAAAGUUGUUCUAGUCAGCUUCAAAAAAUUUAAAACAGAAUUCAGAAGAAAAUUAAAGGAAUAAUCAAAAAGAAAGACUCUUCAGCUUCAUCAAUUCCUAGAUUGCGGCGCUUUAUGUUCAGAUCUUCUGUGAUCAUUCAGUUGAACCUUACAGAUGUCGACCUGCAACUUUGGCAGAUGACGACGAGUUCAGCAGCAGCCAUGACGAGGUUUCCUCUCCAGCUUUUGGCUCUUUUUGAAACUUUGAUUUGGCAGAUGAUAACUUCGAGAAACGGAGAUCGGCCUCAGACGGCAAUGCUUGACGUCAGUUACCCGGACAGCGGACUUGAAAUGGAUCGGUUUGUUUAUUUUCUUUUUCAAAUUUUGAUUUACUCCUAAACUCAGAUCUUCCACGCCGGACCAGUCGCUCGAGUCGAUGACGUUGCAUUCGAAGUCGGACUCGACGUCUUCCGAUUCGCACAGCCGAAGCGUCACCUCACAGGAGAUUCAUGACAUCGGCUGGUCCAACAUCUUCGAACACCUCCGUCGUGAAAUGGUCUGUAUUAAUCUAUCUAGUCCGAUUCCAACAACUUUAUUUUAUUAAGUUUUUCUAAUCAUCAAACGUUUUUUCGCGCAAGUGGAUGCAAAUGUAUACAGUUUUAAACAGCGGUGAAAUAGUUAUUUUUGCUGUUGGAGAUUUUCUUGAGAGCUGGCUGAGUAUUGAUGUUGCAGAACGAGAUGCGGGAACGCGACGCGCAGAUUCUGGCCGACCUGCACAAGGUGGAGUCGCAGCUGCAAAGCGUGAAGCUGUCCCAACUCGGCUAUGCGGAUUCGAGCUCGCGCUCCAACCUCGAGCUCGUCGAGAGCAUGCAGCUCUGA
This is a messenger RNA of Caenorhabditis auriculariae, 21454 nucleotides long. Lineage: Eukaryota; Metazoa; Nematoda; Chromadorea; Rhabditida; Rhabditidae. The record is from the annotation of a GenBank genome assembly.